This is a messenger RNA of Papaver somniferum (opium poppy), 1793 nucleotides long. Its product is annotated as probable aspartyl protease At4g16563. Bases 245 to 1675 code for a protein of 476 amino acids. The record is from RefSeq and is a predicted model, not a curated record. Lineage: Eukaryota; Viridiplantae; Streptophyta; Magnoliopsida; Ranunculales; Papaveraceae. Gene Ontology annotation, cellular component: extracellular region. The transcript has a single exon.
UCAAUUCUAACGUCUAUACUCUCAUUACAGCCUUCAUGAUAGACCCUACUUUCCAGUGUUUCCACAUGCUUUUGUCAAAUUGUUAUCAAAUUCGACUAAACACUUUCGUUUCUAUAAGAAAUCAGUUGGCAAUUGAGCUACAAUAGUUAAUGAUAAAGCGAAUUCCACACUGGAUACAACUACACCUACUGUUCCUAGUAUAAGAAGACCACUCAACAGAUAACCUCAAUUCCUCCAUCAAACCAUGGAUUCUUCAUCAACGUUAUCCAUUGUUCUUCUUUUCUGUAUUCUUACUCUACUAUCUAUCUCACCAUUCAUUUCUUCAUCUCCAACUACUAUCAUACUUCCUCUUGAGAAAAUAACUAACACUCAGACCCAAUCUUCAUUACCAACAGAUCCAUGGAAAACACUAAACCAUCUUGCUUCUACAUCAUUAAUAAGAGCUAAUCAUCUCAAAAAUCCACAUAAAAUUACUCAUAUUUCAACACCAGUAUACCCACAAAGCUAUGGUGGGUACUCUGUUUCACUUACUUUUGGUACUCCACCACAAUCCAGUAUCCCUUUUGUGCUGGAUACUGGUAGUAAUUUAGUUUGGUUUCCUUGUACUGACCAUUAUAUUUGUCAAAAUUGUUCCUUUUCAUCAUCAUCAUCACCAAAAUCAAAUUCUAUUCAAUCUUAUAAACCCAAAUUAUCUUCAUCCUCAAAACUGAUUGGAUGUCAGAACCCAAAAUGUAGUUGGAUUCAUCACGGCUCUGGUGAUGAUAUCCAAUCUAGAUGUCAAGAGUGUGCACCAGGUGUAACGAAUUGUGCACAAAUUUGUCCACCUUAUUUAAUGAUCUAUGGUUCUGGUUCAACAACUGGGCUUCUUCUCUCCGAAACCUUACAUCUCAAACCAGAAAGAGUUCCAAAUUUCGUCGUCGGAUGUUCACGUUUCUCUCUUCGGAUACCGACAGGAAUUGCCGGAUUCGGCCGAGGUGAGGCUUCGUUACCGAGUCAACUCGGUGUCAACAAGUUCUCUUACUGUCUUCUUUCUCACCGGUUUGAUAACACAGAGAAGAGUACUCAGCUCGUUUUACAUACCGGAUCAGGUUCCGGUGAUACCAAAACAACUGGUGUUAAGUAUACUCCGUUUGUUAAGAACCCGACCGGAUUUUCUGUUUAUUACUACGUGGGUUUAAAGAAAAUUACCGUUGGAGGUAAAAAGGUAAAAAUUCCAUACAAUUUUUUGUCACUAGGAGCUGAUGGUAAUGGUGGAACAAUAGUUGAUUCUGGCUCAACAUUUACGUUCAUGGAAGGAAGAAUUUUUGAGUUAGUAGCUAGUGAGAUAGAGAGCCAAGUGCGGCAGCAUUACAGACGAGCAUCGGAAGUCGAAAUAAUUAGCGGAUUAAAACCAUGUUUCGAGUUACCGGAAAAUCACAAGGGAAUGAAGAUAGAAUUACCCAGACUCUCUUUUCAUUUUAAAGGAGGAGCUGAGAUGGAAUUGCCAUUAGCUAACUAUUUUUCAAUCGUUGGUAACAGCCAAGUUGUUUGUCUUACCAUUGUAACAAAUAAUGCUGACACUACUAGAGGAGAAGGACCUUCAGUAAUUUUGGGGAAUUUUCAACAACAGAAUUUUUACAUCGAGUAUGAUCUUGAAAACAAACGAUUUGGGUUCCGACAACAAACUUGUAAGUGAAAACAAUAUGUUUCACACUAUUCAUUUCCAAAUUUAACUUUGUAUUAAAGAUUACAUAACUUUCUUUCUGUGUAAAUGUGACACAAAGAAUGUAUUUAUAGUAUAUGAUUUGAGGACA